Arachis ipaensis is the source of this 1176-nucleotide messenger RNA. NCBI's taxonomy places the organism in Eukaryota, Viridiplantae, Streptophyta, Magnoliopsida, Fabales, Fabaceae. The record is from RefSeq and is a predicted model, not a curated record.
AUGUUGGAAGGGGAUGCUCAGCACUGUUGGCAGGGCAUUCAACGUUUAUUGCAGCAAGAUGAGGGUAAUAUUUUGUGGGAUGUUUUCAAAGAAGAGUUCUAUAAGAAGUACUUUCCUAGAGUUACUCGUGAGGCAAAGGAGAUGGAGUUGAUGCAGUUGAAACAGGGAAGUAUGUCCGUUGUUGAGUAUACAAGGAAGUUUGAAGAUUUAUGUUGUUUUUCCAAGGUUUGUCAAGGGAAUCCAGCAGAUUUCGAAGAGUGGAAAUGUUUGAAAUUUGAAGGGGGACUCCGUGAAGAUUUGUUGAACUCAGUGGUUCCAUUGGAAAUACAGAAUUUUGCGGAUUUGGUUAAUAAGAGUCAGCUAGUAGAGGACUGUGCUAAGAAGAUAGCUGCAGCUCGGAUGAAUCACCCAGGAUCUUCUUUUCAGAAUUAUAAUCGGUAUACAGCUCCUCAGGGAAGGAAUUUUAAGCAGGGAGCAAUGCCUUUACGAAGGUACAAUCAGAAUAGAAAUGUUCAUGCACGUCCUACAGGAGGGAAUGGAGGAAGAAUGAGACAGGAUAUGGGUAAGCGACCUCAGCAGGCGCAGAUGCGACCAGUAUGUAGGCAGUGCGGAAAGGAGCAUGGAGGUAGACCUUGUCAUCUUACAGGCGUUAUCUGUUUUUCUUGUGGUCAGCCUGGACAUAUGGCUAAGGAUUAUCCGAAGAAGCCAGUACAAGGAAUAGAUAGGCCGCGACAGCAAGGACGUGUGUUUGCUAUGACUGCUGAUGACGCAAUGAAAUUAGACUCCCUAAUUCAAGGUCAGUGUUAUGUCAAAUCUCGACUCUUAACUGUACUGUAUGACUCUGGUGCAUCACAUUCAUUUAUUUCUGAGACUGUUGCGCAUGAGUUGGGAUUAGAUUUCACCAUGUUAGAUUAUAAUCUAAUUGUUCGUACACCCACAUCUCAAAAUGCCUUGAGUAGUCAAGUAUGUCAACAGGUGCCUUUUGUUAUUGAGGCUAGGACUUUUAUACAUGACCUGGUUUGUUUACCUUUGUGUGGUUUAGAUAUUAUCUUAGGUCUAGAUUGGUUGUCCAAGCAUCAUGUUUUCCUUGGUUGUUUUAAACGAAUUGCUACAUUUCCAUCAUCUGAAAUGCACACUGAACCAGUUGAGUCUUGUACUUUCUAUUUGAAUUCCUAA